Molecule: messenger RNA, 1469 nt
Organism: Daldinia vernicosa
Lineage: Eukaryota; Fungi; Ascomycota; Sordariomycetes; Xylariales; Hypoxylaceae
Product: 40S ribosomal protein S3aE
Exons: 5
Coding region: 159-929 (256 amino acids)
Biological process (GO): translation
Cellular component (GO): cytosol; ribosome
Molecular function (GO): structural constituent of ribosome
Source: RefSeq, a predicted model, not a curated record
GACCGUGCCACACUCCCUCAAUUUUCGCGCACAAACAAGAAAUUUUGGCUGCACUAGAAUUCACUGCCAGAUCCAUCCACCACGCAACACCAAAAAGUCCUUUUCAACACAUCUUCAACAUCGUCCUGAAUUGCGAGCCAAAUUGACCUCUCGCAAACAUGGCGGUUGGAAAGAACAAGAGAUUGUCCAAGGGCAAGAAGGGCCUGAAGAAGAAGGCUCAGGACCCUUUCGCACGAAAGGAUUGGUACUCCAUCAAGGCCCCUGCUCCCUUCAACAUCCGAGAUGUUGGUAAGACCCUUGUGAACCGAACCACCGGUCUCAAGAACGCGAACGAUGCCCUCAAGGGCCGAAUCUUCGAGGUUUCCCUAGCCGAUCUUCAGAAGGAUGAGGAUCACGCAUUCCGAAAGGUCAAGCUACGCGUCGACGAGGUUCAGGGCAAGAACUGCCUGACCAACUUCCACGGUCUUGACUUCACCUCCGACAAGCUACGAUCCCUCGUACGAAAAUGGCAAACUCUGAUCGAGGCCAACGUCACGGUCAAGACUACCGAUGACUACCUCCUCCGUCUCUUCGCCAUCGCCUUCACCAAGCGACGGCCCAACCAGAUUAAGAAGACCACCUACGCCGCUUCAUCUCAGAUCCGUGCCAUCCGAAAGAAGAUGGUCGAGAUCAUCCAGCGAGAGGCUGCCACCUGCACUCUGCAACAACUGACCUCCAAGUUAAUCCCCGAGGUCAUCGGCCGUGAAAUCGAGAAGGCCACGCAAGGAAUCUACCCCCUACAGAACGUCCACAUCCGCAAGGUCAAGCUCCUUAAGUCGCCCAAGUUCGACCUUGGUGCCCUGAUGAACCUGCACGGAGAGUCCACGACGAACGAGGAGGGUCAGAAGGUUGAGCGGGAGUUCAAGGAACGGGUCCUUGAGGAGGUCUAAUUAUGAUGAACUCUGAACUCUGGUCAUGGAACGGCGUGGGUUUUUGUGCAAUGGCAAUAGGUCUCACUUCUGAUUGCAUUCGGCGCGGCAGGACAGCCGCGGUUACAGCAGGCCCCUCAGGACAGAUAAAAUGAGAAAGGUUAGCUGACGACUGGACGGUUCCAUACGUGAUGCCGUUUUACGUGAAUAUGAGCAUUUGGCUUCCUAUGUUCUGGUAGAGACAGUCUACCUAUCCAGUGUCCCAAUGGCCUAAGAGGUCAUUAGUUAACGGUGCACAUGUGCGAUACCAAUACCAUCACGAGAAUUUGCAUGCAACAAUCUCCUUGCGUCAUAGGAUUGUAUAUCCAUAAUUGUUUCGUGAGGUUUCCGAUAGGUCACAGCUUUAUUACACAACCCCCUACAUAUGGGUUGAAAACAUGAUAUUCCAUAUACAUGGCAUGUCUCACAGGCAAGUCAAGCCGCUCAAUGUAACGAUCUAUCCCUAAUCUGUGUCAUUAAAUAUCGUAAUCUAUCCUAAGCAGUAGUGCCUGGGUACCAAUA